AUGUCGACGCACGCUGGUGCUGCUGCUGCUGAUGGCGGUUGUGGUGGUUCUUGUGGACGAGGGGUGACGGGUUGCGUGAAGGUGAAGCGAGGCCUGAUGAAUGCAGACGACAAACGAGUCAUUCUGGAGGCCCAUAACGAGAUGCGGUCGCGGGUAGCCCGGGGCCAAGUUCGGAUGAUUGGCGACGACGAUGACGCGACGACGCUGAUGCCCACGGCUGGUGCCAUGGCCAAAAUGGUGUGGGAUGAAGAGCUCGCCUACUUGGCGCAGUCUUGGGCGGACCAGUGCAACUUCACCACUGACUGCGACCAGUGUCGAAGAACCGAUCGUUUGCGGUUUGUCGGCCAGAACCUGCUGCGAUUCCGCGGCCUGCAGUCGGCCUCCUUCGUUCCCCGCUGGAGCCUGGCCGUGGGCAACUGGGUCAGCAGCAGACGGGACCUGCCCCCGGGGGUGCUCUCCAACUACACACACGACGACACCUGGGCCUCGUUCACGCAGAUGAUCUGGGACUUCACCUACCUGGUGGGUUGCGGGUUCGCCUCGUACGAGGAACCCGCUGCCGGAGGAGGCCUGCUGGGCCGUGCCUUCACCCACUUGUACAUCUGCAACUAUGGUCCAGCAGGAAACGUGCUUGGCACUCCCGUGUACGAGGUCGGUGAUCCGUGUUCCAAAUGCCCGCCGAGUACUUCGUGCGACAAAGUCCGAGGACUGUGUGACUAUGAAGAGGACGAAACGCCUGCCGGCUUCAUUCCGAGUGCCAUCGAUAAUGACCAUCAUCAAGGGUGAAGUACUGACUAAGAUGAAAACGAAUCAAUGCCUAUAUAUAGCAAAUGCACUUGAAGAUUGAGGAGAUGGCUUAUUAAUGCUGCACAUGAUGUCGCAUUUUCAUCAAGCGCAGCAGGCGGCAACCGGAAUGUUAUCUGAACUUAUCGACUGAUUAGAUGUUGAUUUUUUUUUUCUCCGGGAAAAUGCGUCUCGAGAUGAUUCAUGCAUUCAUACCUUCGAAUAAUAUACUCCAGCCAGUCAAUGGGAUAACCAAGCCUGAUCAAUGAUGGCACGGUAGUUCAAUUUUUCAUGCUCCCUUAUGUAGACAUAAAUUCGACCGUGGGCUUGAAACAAAGUCACCUUUGAAAAAGAAUUCAGGCAUGUACUCAACAGUUUUGUUUCACAAAAAUCCCCAAGAUGGAAGGGAACCUUCCAAUUGCACAGCUGAAAAUGGUCUGAUUUCAACAAAAAUAUUCUCCCUUAUUAUAUUAGAACACCAAAAGUCAUCCAGAAGGUAAAAUGUGGCAAUUUCGAGAAAACCAGUCACAAAACCUGGUCCCUGCUGCUUCCAUGUCGGCAUCCCCCCUGGAUGCCAACCUGGAAGAAGGUUGGCAAACCCUGUGCUCAAACAAGACUACUUUCCCUUUCCUUUCCUGUCUGAAAGUAAAAGGAAAACGUGCAGCAAACCAAGGUUUGCAAACCAAGGUUUGCUGCACUCUGAAAUAAUUUUUGAAUCAUUUAGCCCUAUCAGGAACAUCUAUCAUAUAUCAGGAACAUAUUUUAACCUUUUACAUUUCGGUGAUGAAAGGGCAAUGAUGGAAAAAAAAUGCAACAGAACAGUGCCCAAGAAGUAAAUAUUCUCUUAAUCCUUCAGUCCUUCAAAAAAUUUAGCGGAAAUUUGUCUUUCUUGGAGGCCUGUGAACCAAACCCAAGUUAGGUUCCCAGGCUGAGCAACAACAUUCCAGCAAAGAAUAGCCUUUCUCUGAUAUCAUGUCCUUCAAAAUUUCCUUUUCUGAUUUCCAACAAUUUCAAUCUUCAGAAACUUGCAAUUGUGUUGCAAACCCAGGC
This is a messenger RNA of Notodromas monacha, 1833 nucleotides long. NCBI's taxonomy places the organism in Eukaryota, Metazoa, Arthropoda, Ostracoda, Podocopida, Cyprididae. The record is from the annotation of a GenBank genome assembly.